Molecule: messenger RNA, 1305 nt
Organism: Opisthocomus hoazin
Lineage: Eukaryota; Metazoa; Chordata; Aves; Opisthocomiformes; Opisthocomidae
Source: RefSeq, a predicted model, not a curated record
GUUAUCAUCGGAAGCAUCUUCGAGGUGAUCUGGGCUGUUGUGAAGCCGGGAACAUCCUUCGGGAUCAGCGUGCUGCGAGCUCUCAGGUUACUGCGCAUCUUCAAAGUCACAAAGUACUGGGCUUCCCUGCGGAACCUGGUGGUCUCCCUCCUGAACUCCAUGAAGUCCAUCAUCAGCCUCCUCUUCCUCCUCUUCCUCUUCAUCGUCGUCUUCGCCCUUUUGGGGAUGCAGCUCUUCGGGGGACAGUUCAAUUUUGACGACGGGACCCCUCCCACCAACUUCGACACUUUCCCAGCAGCAAUAAUGACGGUGUUUCAGAGGGUGAGCAUCCGCCAAGUAAAGGAUGAGAAUCCCCCAAGUAAAGGGGUCCUCAAGCACUCGGUGGAUGCCACCUACGAGAACCAGGGUCCCAGCCCAGGCUACCGCAUGGAGAUGUCCAUCUUCUACGUGGUCUACUUCGUGGUCUUCCCCUUCUUCUUCGUCAACAUCUUCGUGGCCUUGAUCAUCAUCACCUUCCAGGAGCAGGGGGACAAGAUGAUGGAGGAGUACAGCCUGGAGAAGAACGAGAGAGCCUGCAUCGACUUCGCCAUCAGCGCCAAGCCCCUGACGCGGCACAUGCCGCAGAACCGGCAGAGCUUCCAGUACCGCAUGUGGCAGUUCGUGGUGUCGCCGCCCUUCGAGUACACCAUCAUGGCCAUGAUCGCCCUCAACACCAUCGUCCUCAUGAUGAAGUUCUACGAUGCCUCGGACACCUACGAGAACGUCCUGAAGAUGUUCAACAACGUCUUCACCUCCCUCUUCUCCCUCGAGUGUCUCCUGAAGAUCAUGGCCUUCGGCGUGCUGCACUCGGUGGAUGCCACCUACGAGAACCAGGGUCCCAGCCCAGGCUACCGCAUGGAGAUGUCCAUCUUCUACGUGGUCUACUUCGUGGUCUUCCCCUUCUUCUUCGUCAACAUCUUCGUGGCCUUGAUCAUCAUCACCUUCCAGGAGCAGGGGGACAAGAUGAUGGAGGAGUACAGCCUGGAGAAGAACGAGAGAGCCUGCAUCGACUUCGCCAUCAGCGCCAAGCCCCUGACGCGGCACAUGCCGCAGAACCGGCAGAGCUUCCAGUACCGCAUGUGGCAGUUCGUGGUGUCGCCGCCCUUCGAGUACACCAUCAUGGCCAUGAUCGCCCUCAACACCAUCGUCCUCAUGAUGAAGUUCUACGAUGCCUCGGACACCUACGAGAACGUCCUGAAGAUGUUCAACAACGUCUUCACCUCCCUCUUCUCCCUCGAGUGUCUCCUGAAGAUCAUGGCCUUCGGC